Pecten maximus is the source of this 1441-nucleotide messenger RNA. RefSeq names its product asparagine synthetase domain-containing protein 1-like. NCBI's taxonomy places the organism in Eukaryota, Metazoa, Mollusca, Bivalvia, Pectinida, Pectinidae. The transcript is spliced from 6 exons. The record is from RefSeq and is a predicted model, not a curated record. The annotation marks the transcript as partial.
UUCUCACCUGGAUGUUUGUUUACAUCAUCUGUGAUUUUAAAGUAAUUUUAUACUUAAAUCAACAUCACUCGCCUGUUCGUGUUGCCAACGGAACUCCAGAUAAACAGUAGAAGGCUUGUUCAUUAUCCUUCAGGUUCCCAUUCCAACAGCAACACCAUUCUGCCAUGUGUGGUAUUUGCUGUGUAUGCAGUAACGCACAAGACAGUGUGGACUGGAAGGACUUUAUUGAGAAGAGUUCCAGAGUAGGGAGAAGGGGCCCUGAUUGUAAUAGCUCUAGUCACAUUGAUGUUGGCUGUAGGGGCAAACAACUCUUCUUACAAGGUCAUGUCCUUCACCUCAGAGGUCAGCUUACUCCACAGCCAUUGCAGGAUCACAAUGGCAAUACACUUCUCUGGAAUGGGGAAAUAUUUGGAGGACUAGAAAUAGGAGACGGAGAAAAUGACACCCAAGUAUUGUUAAGGGAGCUGUCUGGUUCUGUUAAUCCAAGCCACAUACUGUCCACUAUGGCCAAGGUCCAAGGUCCAUGGGCGUUCAUCUACUGGGAGGAAAAGACUAAAUGUUUAUGGUUUGGACGAGACAUGUUUGGGAGACGGAGCCUUCUUUGGCAUCUCCCACAAAACAGGAAGGAACCUUUCAUCCUAUCGUCCACCCAGGUGGGAGACCAGGAAUUUCAAGAAAUCCCUUCAGUUGGAAUUUACUGUCUACAUUUCAAUGAAGUCCCUACUGAGGGCUGUGACCUCCAAAUCCACCUUUAUCAACGGGAAGAUAGUGUUUGGCCGGGAACACUGGAGAGAGUAGACAAUGGUCAAAUUUUCCAGGACAGAUUAUGGAGUAGUCAGUCUGAAAUGUCUCCUGUGAAGUUUUCCUUAGACACAGACUUAAAAUUUCCCUCACAAAUGCCAAAGUUGAACAAGGCAUUACCAAGUAUGGACAGUGACCUAGAAAAGUGUUCCGAUGGUCUCAAAACUAAACUGUCCGGAUCAGAAUCGACUGGUGGCCAUCUUAAAACUAAACUGUCAGGAUCAGAAUCGAUUGGUGACCAUCAGAAAUAUGUAGAGAAAUUGAUUCAAAGUGAUGAAGUGAUAAACACACUAGCUGACCAGUUGAUAGAUGUCCUUCAACAAGCGGUCAAGAAGAGGAUUUAUAAUCAACCAUACCUUACUCUGGACUCUCGAAGGUCAGCUGACUGUACAUCAGGGGUCAAAAGGUCACCAUGUUCUCAGUGUAAACCUCAUCCUCCCAGGAAAUCAGAUGAUUUGGGGACCGGAAAACUUCCUGUAACAGAUGAAGAAUCUAGGAGAGAAAAUAUUUCAUUUGGAGGAGAGGAUAAUCAUGUAGCUGAAACACAUAUCGAUUCUACUAGAGAAGAAGAUCAUGCAAAAGUAGCCAUUUUGUUUUCUGGGGGAAUAGACUCUGCUGUGAUCACUGCUUUAGCAGAUAG